Molecule: messenger RNA, 1098 nt
Organism: Sporothrix brasiliensis 5110
Lineage: Eukaryota; Fungi; Ascomycota; Sordariomycetes; Ophiostomatales; Ophiostomataceae
Exons: 2
Coding region: 1-1098 (365 amino acids)
Molecular function (GO): chitin binding
Source: RefSeq, a predicted model, not a curated record
AUGUGGCGACAGUGGACUGCUCUGUUUGCCACAGCGGCCUCCAUCGUCACCGCCACGGCAUCGGUGCAUGGCGUUCGCGACGUUGCCGACAGUCUUGCGUCGUCGACAGCGUCUUCCCCAGCACAGGCCUCGACAUUCAUUACGAGCACCGACGGCACCUGCGGCAACGGAGUAACAUGUGACGGCUCAUCCUUUGGCAAGUGCUGCUCCGAGCACGGGUACUGUGGCGACGCCGAUACCUACUGCGGCACGGGCUGCAAUGCGGCCUUUGGAACGUGCAAUGGUGGCAGCGGCAGCAACGGCAACAACGGGAGCAGUGGAAGUGCCCCGGCCGGGCCAGUGGCCACGUCUGUUGUGUGGCUCACCGAGACGGUCACGGUGUCUCGAACCGCGGUGGCCACCAGCAUAGUCACCUCCACGUCGGUCACCGUCUCCACGUCUUUUGUUACGGCGACGGCCACCGAGACGUCCGGCAUCGCGGCGACAAGAACAUCCACCGUCACCUCAACCGCCGUUGUCACCCGCACGUCGACUGUCCUCUCCGUCUCCACCGUCCGGACAACCACAACUGUUGCGUCCACCGCCGUGUCCACGUUUAUAUCCACCAUCCUGCGGACCAGCGUCACCAUCGUCACGUCAACAGCCAUCGUGACAGCCGGAGGCGGGCCGACCGCGCCAACAAGCCGUCCACCAGCGACCGGCCUUCCGCUGCCGACCGUCACGACCACGGUCAUCGUCUUUGGCGGCGGCGAUGACGGCAACGGCGGCACCCUGCCGUCGUCCACGCUCUGGUUCCCGCAGCCGACACGCACGGGCCCCGGUCGGGCCCCGCCGGCUGCGACGCCCUCGCCCGUUCUCAAAGGCACCGUGAGCGGCUGCACACAGUUCUACCGCAUACAGGCGGGCGACACAUGCGAUUCGGUGUCGGACAAGGAGGACGUGCAACUGGUGAACCUACUUACGUGGAACACGAAUCUCUCGCGCGGCGCCGAUGGCUCGGUUCUCUGUGGCCUCUCCGGUCUGCUGCCCAUCAUCAGCUCGUGCAAGACGUCCUGUGAAAGCCUGCCGGCUGGCUACUACAUUUGUGUCGCCGUGUAG